AUCUUUCGUUCCUCCAGCGAUUUAGCUGAGUCUUUACUGCGCAUGUGCGGUUCAUGUCGCCGGCUUCUGCUUCCUGGCUCUGCAGCAGGCAGCGUCGUCCCACCACUCUUCCUCAUUUUAAUGAAACUACGAGCCAUCCUCUGCAUCCCGCGCCUGGUGUGUCCGCCCUCCUGCAUCCACAUGACUCGCGUCUUCGUCUAUGGCACCCUCAAGAAGGGGCAGCCCAACUACUACCGCAUGUUUGACAGUGCCAACGGUAAGGCGGAGUUCCUCGCCUCAGCCUGCACCACCCAGAAAUACCCACUAGUGAUCGCCAGCAAGCACAACAUCCCUUUCCUCCUCAACAUCCCCGGCCAGGGUCACCGAGUCCAGGGAGAGAUCUACAAAGUGGACGACCAGAUGCUGAAAUUCCUGGACGCCUUUGAGGGAGUUCCCACCAUGUACCAGCGGACUCUGGUCAAACUGGAGGUGAAGGAGUGGGUGGGGGAGGCAGAGGCAGAGGAGAGGCCUUCAGCAGGAAGCAUCACGGAGGCGUUUGUGUACAGCACGACGGUGUACCAGCCGAACUGGCCCUCGCUGCCCAACUACGAGAGCUAUGACUCGUAUGGAGAUCACGGGCUCGAGUAUGUGACCAGAGAAGCACGAGACUGAUGACGAGGAGAUCCUAAUUAGAGAGCAAAUAUGAUCCAAGUCUUCUACCUCUGCAAAUCAGCCUCCAUAUCACUUGACUGCUCUCUGAUUUUGAGGUUAAACUGUUGAUUUAGUUCUUUGCAUCAUUCGCAUAGGAGGCUUGUGUUGUGGUCCAGGUACUUCCUCUACGUACCCUAUCUUCAAAAACAACCCUCCUUCAUGCAUUUUAGCUGAUGAGUUACAGCAAGUAGAGCCAGUUCUGUGUGAUCAGUGGAGCAGAAACACAGCCUAAAUGGACAUAACCUAUAACGGAUGGUCUCUUCGCCACAUGGCUUUUCAGUAGCUAGCAGUACCUUAGUAAUAAUCCCUGUUAUGUUUUCUUAUCGCAGUCAAACAGACAAAUUGAAAUCUUCUGAACAAAUGUGAAGUAGUGUGAAACACAUUCAAGACUCAGAAAUAAAAAGGUGUGUAAACCAGACUUGUGAAACUGCAUUCUCAGGUUUCUGACAGCAAAGUUUACACUCGAUUGCAAUAACUAGAGCUGUAAUUUAAGCUCUUGCUGUGCACUUGGUUCUCUGGUACUGUGAGGAGUUUUGCUGGUUCGCCAGUAGAGUCAAAAACUGUAAAUGUGUAGUCAGUUGACCUUCUUAUAUGAUCAUCAUCUUCCUCUGUGUCGUGUUUUCCUAAUCCCAGAUGUGUCCCUAUGAAUACCAGAUAAAAGCAGAAUACAAAAAUA
Molecule: messenger RNA, 1366 nt
Organism: Dicentrarchus labrax (European seabass)
Lineage: Eukaryota; Metazoa; Chordata; Actinopteri; Moronidae
Product: gamma-glutamylaminecyclotransferase
Exons: 2
Coding region: 43-651 (202 amino acids)
Molecular function (GO): gamma-glutamylaminecyclotransferase activity
Source: RefSeq, a predicted model, not a curated record